Molecule: messenger RNA, 3501 nt
Organism: Schistosoma margrebowiei
Lineage: Eukaryota; Metazoa; Platyhelminthes; Trematoda; Strigeidida; Schistosomatidae
Source: the annotation of a GenBank genome assembly
AGAUUAAUUCAAGGCGGUUGUUCAAAGCUGCAACUAUGACCUUGAGGAAGUAAGCCGAGUUCGGCUCAAAAGCCUGUUUCUAGUGCCGUUUGCAGUUGAGUUCAGAUCAAUCGUGUAGUAUUUAACAAGCCUGUGCCCAAGUCAAUUUCGUCACAUGUUUUUGGAGUUUAGUGGUUGUCAUCAUUGUAAUUAAAGGAGAAUAUUUAUCCAUAGUCAUUUUUCGGAGUAAUAUAUUACGCUAUAGUGUAAUGAAAGUAUACUUUCAUUUAAUCACUUCAAGUAUAUCGUCUCGCUAUCCUGACAAAUGGUAGCUUAAAUUGGUCAGUUCAUAAGCUUUUCUGCUCCCUCUUCCUAUGUCUCAAAUGAGAUUUUGUUAUUUUUCAACACGUUUCCUAUUAUGUUGUUUGAAAUAACGUAGAUUUAGUUGAGAGUGGCUUUCAACUAAUGGUUUACAAUGCCUGGUAAACUCACUCUGUGAUUAUCAUAAUUUACAGGCUUCUUGACCCUGAUAACUUCUCAUGUAAUGCCUAAAAGUACGGUGCUUAGUGUCUUAAAACUCUUUUAAAUCUAGCCCAAACGCAGGAACUUUUACGUUUGUAUGUUGUUCUGUUAUCUUUGAAUUUCUUCCAAAGGACCACUUGUUUUUACUGUCCUGGAUUAAUUUGUUGUGUAACAUAAACACAAGCAAAUGGAAUAAAAUAAGGUUUCUCAUUGACCAUUCUUUGGCUUUAUUUCGAGUCCAUAUGUACACGAUAGUGGACCUUGUUAAAGUUAUGAAUCAGGUAGUCGCAGUAGUCAGUCAGCCAGCUACAACGUAGGACCAGGCACAUAUAUGCAUCGGUCCAAGCUGCCAUACCUCAUUAACACAACAAGAUGGACACCGAAUUCAUAGUAGUUAAUUCAGAGGUAGUAAUAUAUAAAAGAAAGAUUGCAAUAAGGAUAUAGUACAGGAAGAAAGAAUUAGUUCAUAGGAAGAAAGAUAUGAAGCGAUUUUAAUCUCUUAGUUUAAGGGAAGACAUAGAGUGUAUACACCUACACCAUUGUGAUCGAUUCUGAGCCAUGUCACCAAGAGUAUCCAACCAUUGGUCACGAUAGUCACGUGGACCCCAACGAAGUAGUCUGCAUCUACCAAUAUGGCUCUGACUAGUAGUUAUUGACUUCAAGCACUGAUGCCACGUUUUGGUUUGGCCGCCCCUAACUAUCUUCCAAUCAUUUCCAAUACCGGAUAGCAUUGCACGUCGUGGUAAUCGGUGUUUAGGCAUACGUAACACGUGGCCCAACCAUCUCAGUCGAUGAAGAUUCACAACCUCACCAACUGAUUUACCAUCAUUCCCUAAUACUCUGCGUCGAACCUCACUAUUACUUACCCUGUGAUCCCAACAGACGCCAGCAAUAUUUCUAAGGCAUCUGUGGUCAAAUACUAGUAGACAGAUAUCUCACCUUCGCCAUAGGUGACGUAAGUUGGUAAAAGCCAAGCGAGCUUUUCGGAUCAGUGCUGAGAUUUCAUCAGACACCAACCCAUUAGGACUGAUAAGACUUCCAAGUUAGGUGAAGUUGUCAACGCGUUCGACUACUUCACUCCCUCCCCUUAGUUCAGGUGUUGACGCAGACCAGUCCUGAAGCAACAAUUUGCAUUUAGAGGGAGAGAAGCGCAUUCCGGUAGUCGCAGUAACUAUGUAAUUGAUACUUUAAGGUUCGCUACUGGAUCCACAUCUUACCGAACGAAGCUUAAGGAUGAAAUUUGGUUGUCCAGCUAAAAUUUUCCAUUUACUUUCAAAUCCAUCGUGAGCUUACUUUGAACACUUUCCUCAUAAAAACCUUACCUGUCACUUCCUUAUGACUUGUAGUAAGUCUUGUCUGAAUCCUCGGUUUGCUUCCUGGCGAAAACAAAAUACUUUACGAUAGUUUUCUGUCAUACAGUUAAACUCUGUUUCAUUUAUUUAUUCAGCAAUUUAUUUUUUUACAUCAUGGGCUAAUAAACAGACGUGGAAUGUGUUCAAUUUACUAUAUUUGUUAAUAAAAAGGACAACAGGGAAGUAAUAUGAAGGCCAGAAAAUUAUUACAUAGAAACUCUAGAAAACACGUUGGUUGAACGGUUGGCUAAUAAUCUCUGAUGUUGGUAGGGUAAUGGCUACGUUCGAGUUUACAAGCCAAAUAACUUAUUUGUUGCCACUUCCUCGCAUAGUCCACCGAAGCCUUUUUAAAGCUCAAACAACUCGCAUGUCUCCCAGUUUUAUGCUUAUAAGUCAAACAGCGACUUGAAAAUGAAGGACUUAUGUUUUGCUUUAUUUGUAUUAUCUGGUAAUCGUAAUAUCAUUAUUUGGAUGAUUUUCUGCAUCCGUCUCAUUAAUUUUACAUUUAAAGUGAUCACUUUUGCAACCAAGUAAUCUAAAUUUCGUGUAUAUUCUGUCGUUUAAACCUCCUAUUGUGGACAGUAAAAUGUUGCUUUAAUAUUCAGGCUGAGCACAUUGUUCUGUCAGUUUAAAUUACUGAGUCUAAAUAUGAUCCGUCUUCAUGUAUAGUGUGAUUUUUUUAAACACAGAUUAUUUUUGCACAGAUCUAUGUUACUUUUUGGUCAUGUCUUCCAGAACGUAUGUGCUCAGUCGGCUAAUAAAAUGCCUUCGUUAUAAAAGUCUCAUUUCAUGUCAAAGAUAUUCUUGUUCAAGUGCGAAUUUGUCAAACCAAGAUCCUGCUUCUGAUCCAGACAAGUUAACAGAGUUUUUGAAUAAGGCUGAGCGUUCAACAACUGAGGAUAAAGAUUUCUCUGAUAAUAGCCAAAAUUCUGUAUUCAAGACGAAUGAUGAUUCGAAAUCAGACGUUGGUCCGUCUUCAAUUUCCAAUUUUCAGGAGAAUUCUAGUAAAAAGGAUGAGUUUGAAGAGAAAAGAGCUGUGUCUUCAUUUUCAUUUGUUCCAUGGACAAUGAGUUUAUUUCUAAAAGAGAUGGAUAUUUCAAAGUUGCUUUCUGAACGUUCAAAAAGUUCAGAAAAGUCUUUUCAUACUUUAUUGCGCUAUAGUCCAUUCAUUCAGCUUGGGGAUUUCAGGUCUCGUGAGCUAAUUGGUGUUGUUAUUGACAACGUGGAUGACACUGAUCUUUACAUAGAUUUUGGUGGGAAAUUUCACUGUGUUUGUCAUCAACCGGCUAACCAAUUUUAUCCACGUGGAAGCUUAGUGCGUAUACGCUUAAAAAAUCCCGAGUUAACAGACAAAUUUAUGGUAAACACUAAAGGCGUUUCAAUUUUUGAAGCAGAUGCUGUACUUCUAGGACCGUACAAAGGUCGGCUUGUUAGGACUAUACCUGAAGAAGAAAAAAUGGUAACAACAAGUGCAGAUGGUGUUAAAAAACAACGUCCCUCUACAGAUGAAGACAGUGUGGCCUUGGAACAUUGGCGCCUCAAAUAGCAUUUUGUGUAAUACUUUUCCUUUUGUAUAUACAUGUUGUCUAGACUAAGUUAACCAAUCAUGUAAUUUCGCCAUUGUAUAAAUAAAUUAGUUAACCUUUGA